Messenger RNA from Canis lupus familiaris (dog), 396 nucleotides. RefSeq names its product cytochrome c oxidase subunit 7B, mitochondrial-like. The coding region runs from base 1 to 396 and encodes 131 amino acids. Lineage: Eukaryota; Metazoa; Chordata; Mammalia; Carnivora; Canidae. The record is from RefSeq and is a predicted model, not a curated record. The transcript is spliced from 2 exons. Gene Ontology annotation, biological process: mitochondrial electron transport, cytochrome c to oxygen.
AUGCAGACUUUCUCUGGACCAGUAGCAGAAGGGCUGAGUCGAAAGGAAUAUGAGUUUUCAAUUUCACCAGAACCUGCCAAAUCGCUCUCCAAAGUGGCCGUGGCACUCCCACCAGCAGGACCUCGGUUUCCCUAUUUCUCUCUUCCCAUGUUCCCAUGGCCAAAACAAAACAAAACAAAAAAUGCUCUAAGUCAUCUUCAAGUUCAAAGGAUUCAGCAAACAAUAGCAAGGCGGAGGCACCAGAAACGGACACCUGAUUUCCAUGACACAUAUGGUAAGGCUGUAUUAGCUAAAGAAACCAUUUUCUGUGUUGCAUAUACAGCAACACAAACUGGAAUAGAAGGGGACCUAUCCCCUGUUGGCAGAGUUACCCCAAAGGAAUGGAGAGAUCAGUAA